AGAAUUAAUCUUUUUUGUUUUAUUACUCUCACUUUCUUAAGAUUUUUUUUUUCCCGGCUCGGACGCAGAUGACUAACGGUUACGCUCUGUCACCGGCGAUUAUCGCCGCUGUUCGUCCUCCGGCAUCUCAAGACUGUCUAGCUUCUGCUUCUCUUAAUGGACGUAAAUCGAUCACCUCUUCAUCUUCUUCCAUCUUCGUACCUAUCUCAUUAUCUACUUCCUACGGUCGAAGCAAAUGCGCCUUCUCAAUCCCGCGAAAGAAUCCAAGAUCGACAAUUCGUUGUGAUAUUGCUGUGAAAUCGGCAGCUUCUGUCGACGCGGACGCUGAUCUUUCUUCAUCUACGUCAUUGGAGACUGAGGAAGACGAGAAGGCGAAGGAGAAGAUUGGGGCUAGGGUUAGGGUUACGGUGCCGUUGAAAGUUUACCAUGUGGUUCGUGUACCGGAGGUUGAGUUGAUGGGAAUGGAAGGUUUUAUCAAAGAUUACGUCGUUCUUUGGAAAGGAAAGAAAAUCUCAGCUAAUCUGCCGUUUAAGGUACAAUUCGUGAAAGAGAUCGAAGGUCGUGGUCCUGUCAAAUUCUUCACGCAUCUUAAGGAAGACGAGUUCGAGUUAAUUGAUCCGUGAUUGAAUUGAAAAAGGCAAAAAGUUUGCUUCUUCUCUUUCUGAUCUUAUUAGACUUGAGAAAUCUUCUGUGAAUGGUUUGUUUGUAAGUACUUUUGUAUACAUUUAGCAUAUUAUAUACAUAAGAUUUCACCCAUU
This is a messenger RNA of Arabidopsis lyrata subsp. lyrata, 758 nucleotides long. Its product is annotated as ferredoxin-thioredoxin reductase, variable chain, chloroplastic. Lineage: Eukaryota; Viridiplantae; Streptophyta; Magnoliopsida; Brassicales; Brassicaceae. The record is from RefSeq and is a predicted model, not a curated record. Gene Ontology annotation, biological process: photosynthesis. The coding region runs from base 69 to 623 and encodes 184 amino acids. The transcript has a single exon.